AAAACUGCCACUGUGGUAGCCCACUGCAGACGCGAAAAUGGACUUAUCAAGUUCAGUGGACGACCACUAGACCAGAUGGAGCCUAAAAUGUUCCGUGUUAAGCUUCAAGAGCCAGUAAUGUUACUGGGCAAAGAAAGAUUUGAUGGGGCUGCGUGGUCUCGUUUGAUAUCAGUGUGCGUGUCAAAGGAUGCAGUCACAUACCACAGAUCUAUGCAAUCAGACAAGCAAUUUUUCCAGGCCAUCAAAGAGAUCAGCGAUGUCUUGAUCCAAUGUGACACAUCUCUGCUGUUAGCAGAUCCUCGUCGUUGCGAACACAAUGGUGGUCCUGGAGCUCGUGCCAGAUACCAGAAAUCUGUCCGUUAA
Candidula unifasciata is the source of this 363-nucleotide messenger RNA. The record is from the annotation of a GenBank genome assembly. NCBI's taxonomy places the organism in Eukaryota, Metazoa, Mollusca, Gastropoda, Stylommatophora, Geomitridae.